Clupea harengus (Atlantic herring) is the source of this 2649-nucleotide messenger RNA. It is a transcript of the gene cyp51a1, whose product is annotated as cytochrome P450 family 51 subfamily A member 1. The record is from RefSeq and is a predicted model, not a curated record. NCBI's taxonomy places the organism in Eukaryota, Metazoa, Chordata, Actinopteri, Clupeiformes, Clupeidae. Gene Ontology annotation, molecular function: monooxygenase activity; heme binding; oxidoreductase activity, acting on paired donors, with incorporation or reduction of molecular oxygen.
CGCGUAUUGUCAGGCGGGGGUUGGAAGAAUUUCAUAUUUACAGGUAGACGAAUUGAGGCAAUAAUGCGACUGGCUUCGCAUUCAUACCGGCUUCUAACAAAAUAACACCUAAUGAAUGUCACAGAGGAUCGCAGGAGAAUAAGUCAGUCUGCUGAAUCUUUGACCGAACGGAUUAAAGAUCUGCCUUGAAUAAGCUUUGAGGAAUUUAUUUCGCAGAACGCCGACAAGCAAGUUAAGGACGUAAAAAUGACCACUCAUAUAUUUCAAGUCAGCAGCUUGCUGAUAGAAAAUGCUGUGGAGAAGAUUAACAACAACUUUACUUCAAUGGUUCUCGCAACAUCUGUGUUUACCCUCACGUUGGGGUAUUUUUCCAAGCUGGUGUACAAACAGAUGAAGUCCCCGGAUAAAGACGCUAACCACCCCCCAUACAUUCCAUCAAGCAUUCCAUUUCUUGGCCAUGCGAUAGCUUUUGGGAAAAGUCCCAUCGAAUUCUUAGAGAAUGCAUACGAAAAGUACGGACCCGUCUUCAGCUUUACGAUGGUGGGCAGCACAUUCACAUACUUGCUUGGAAGCGACGCCGCAACCCUUUUAUUCAACAGCAAAAAUGAGGAUCUCAACGCAGAAGAUGUGUAUUCCAGACUCACUACACCUGUCUUUGGAAAAGGCGUGGCCUACGACGUACCAAAUCCGAUAUUUCUGGAGCAGAAGAAGAUGCUGAAAACAGGCCUGAACAUUGCCCACUUCAAACAGCAUGUGGAGGUCAUAGAGGAAGAGACCAAGGAGUACUUUUCCCGAUGGGGCGAAAGUGGGGUGAAAAACCUGUUUGAGGCCUUGUCCGAGCUCAUCAUUCUGACGGCCAGCCGCUGCCUGCAGGGGAAGGAGAUCCGCAGCAUGAUGGACGAGAAGGUGGCCCAGCUGUACGCUGACCUGGAUGGGGGCUUCAGCCACGCGGCCUGGCUGUUGCCCGGCUGGCUGCCCAUCCCCAGCUUCAGGCGGAGGGACAGAGCACACAAGGAGAUCAAGGAGAUCUUCUCCAAAGUGAUCCAGAGGCGCAGACAAGCCACAGAGAAAGAGGACGACAUUCUGCAGACCCUCAUUGACUCCAGUUACAAAGAUGGGCAUUUCCUGUCAGAUGACGAGAUCGCUGGCAUGCUGAUCGGGCUGCUCCUGGCCGGCCAGCACACCUCCUCCACCACCAGCGCCUGGAUGGGCUUCUACCUGGCCCGAGACCGGGAGAUGCAGGAGCGCUGCUACCGUGAGCAGAAGGCCGUCUGUGGAGACGACCUGCCCCCGCUCGACUACGACCAGCUCAAGGAUCUGAACCUGUUGGACCGCUGUUUGAAGGAGAGUCUAAGACUCCGGCCACCCAUUAUGACCAUGAUGAGAAUGGCAAGAACACCUCUGACAAUUGCAGGCUACACCAUCCCAGUUGGUCACCAAGUGUGUGUGUCUCCCACUGUGAACCAUCGCCUGUCUGAUACCUGGAAAGAGCGGAUGGACUUUAACCCAGACCGCUACCUUCAGGAGAACCCUGCAGCUGGGGAGAAGUUUGCUUACGUGCCCUUUGGAGCAGGACGUCACCGAUGUAUCGGGGAGAAUUUUGCCUACGUCCAAAUCAAGACCAUCUGGUCCAUCAUGCUGCGAAUGUUUGACUUUGAGCUUGUUGACGGAUACUUCCCCGAAGUGAACUACACUACAAUGAUCCACACCCCGACCAACCCUAUGAUCAAGUACACACUGAGGAGGCCCUGAGACCUGCUACUGCCCCCUAAAGACAGUAAAAAAGAAUCACAUUAAUUGUCGCCCGAGAGAGUGGAAUACUGAAUACGGACAUGAUUUCAACGAACCUGCCGUGAUUGGUGUGCUUGCGUGUGUGGGGGGCGAGUAGGCAGCCCUGUACGUUGUUUGUCACAAUGUUCAGUUCUAUUUUUGUAUUUCUAAACUAUAGUAAUAAUUUUGACCACUAAACUUGACGGAUCCUGAGAACUGGGGAGGAUGCCUUCUCAUUGGAGGCUUGCUGUGAUGGCCCAGUGUUUUUCCAAUGGGGGACGCACACAUGCUCUUCUAAUUCAUGAUCACAAACACUGAUGCCUCUUCUCUUUGUUUUCAAACUGUUUUUUUGGUGCAGGCUUAAGUGGUUCAAGUUGAAUAGAAAGAAGAAAAAAAAGCAGCUUGUUUAUUAUACUGAUACUUUAAAAUUGAAACGCCAGUCAAUGUAAUUUGACUUGAUUGCUGUUUUCUGUUCAAUCUGUUCAACACAGCUCUAGGCAACACACGACUGUCCGAUAUUGAGACAAAAUGGAGGUCUUUUGCACCAAACUGACCUUUAAAACAUGAAAAUAAAUACAUGUAAAUAAAAAGAACUAGUAAAGGUUCGACUCAUUAAUUGGUGAGAUUAUAAAUUGUUAAAUCAGAAAUGGAAGCAAAAUGUAGAAGUGCUACUAAGAGUGCAGGUUUGUUCAUUUUGUGAGGAGUAUGCUGCACAGUGUGCAUAACUAUGCUUUGUUACGAUUAUUUGGUGAAACGCUUUUUCAAAAAUUACUUUGGAGAGCAUACAGCUCCAAUGGCCGAACAUAUAUCAAAUUUAAACAUUGCAGUGCUUAUCAGUUUACAGUCCAUCCUAUUAAAUAAAAAAUUUACAAGAUUAAA